AUGGCCUACCUCUCCGUUCCCCCGAACCCUAGCACCACUCCCACGUUCCCCCACUUCUCCCCACCCCCCACGAUCCGGAUCGGGAUCACCCCGAUCCCGCGCCGCCCUGCGACCUCGACGACGGCGCCCGUCGCCGGCGCCGCCCUGCUGCCAUCGCCUCAUCUCCCUCCGGGCGCCUCCCCCUCUCCCCUCCUCUGCCCCCGAUUGGAUCGGAUGGGAUCGAACCGCCGCCGCCGCCCGGAACAUCAUGGCCGCGGCAUGCCUUGUCGACAGCCACCUCGUCGGACUGCCUCCUCGACAUCGUCGUCCCGGUCUACCUUCCCACGCCCCGCUGCCCGAACCCCUACGGCCCCCGUGAGCACCCCAUCUCCCCCAUGUUUCCUCUGUCCGCGCGCGCGUUGUCGUACCCUCCCGCUCAUCGCGCUCGCCGCUGGAUGCUCCAGCUCGCUGCUGCUGCCGCCCGCCUGCUCGCUCGGCCGCUCCGUCGCCGCGCCCGACCGCGCGCACCGGGCGCCCCUCGCGCGUCCAGGCCAUGCCCCGACCGCGCCUCGCCCGCGCUCGCGCGCGGCCUCGCCUCUGCUCAGCCCGCGCCGCUCCGCUCCACCACAGCCGGCGCCCGUCGCCGCGGCCGCAACCUCCUGGGCGGGCUCCCCGACGCCAGGCGGGUUCGCCCACGCCCAGGCGCCCGUCGCCCGCUGCCCGCUCACCCGCUAA
This is a messenger RNA of Aegilops tauschii subsp. strangulata, 714 nucleotides long. Lineage: Eukaryota; Viridiplantae; Streptophyta; Magnoliopsida; Poales; Poaceae. The record is from RefSeq and is a predicted model, not a curated record.